GCCAGAAGUGCAAAUGGUUUGUCUUUCAGAACCAUCUAACGUCAGGCAUCUCAGGGGGUUUGCCAAAAAAAAAAAAAAAAAAAAAAUCCAUUUGUACGCUGGUGUCGGCAAGCUGUGGCCAAGGUUUGUAUAUUAACUACGGGAAGAACACCCGAUAGACGCGAUGGCUGCAGCUUCCGCCGCGGGGUGGGUGGUUUGGGGCUGUUGCAGUUUCCUUGUACAAAAGAGCAGCUCACACUCCGGGCUUGAUGUCAAGACGACUCCUGUGCCGUGUCUUGGUUAUCGUCAUCUUCGCUUCGUGUACCAAUUAACAAAAUGGCUGUUAUUCCCGGAUUGAAGAUUUCCGGUCUUCUCUUUAGUAUCGGUGCCAGUGCCAUGGCGCUAGGCGCGUUUUAUCCGUUCUUCUGCAAUCACAACGAAAUCGAGAUGCCCAGACAGGAAUUUUAUGUCUGGGGUUCUGUGUCUGAGGCUGCGCGGAAAGCUAUUGAGAUAAGGUACAAGUUAAUAGCCUAUAUCUAUACUGCCGUUUAUUACCAGACCCAGACUGGAAAGCCAGUUCUCAAUCCUCUCUUUUACCUGUAUCCUGAGGACGAAAAUACCUUCGCGAUUGAUUUGCAGUUCUCCUACGGCGACGCUAUCCUUGUGAGCCCGGUAACAACAGAAAACGCCACCAGCGUGGAGGCCUGUCUUCCGAAAGAUAUAUUUUACGAUUACUACACUGGAGCCAAAAUUCUCGGCAAAGGACAGAAUGUUCGUAUUAACAACGUUCCCCUGACCCAUAUCCCUCUUCAUAUACGCGGUGGUACUGUGGUUCCCAUGCGAUUUAGGAGUGCAAAUACUACAACGGAACUGAGAGAGCAACCCUUGAACAUCCUCAUCGCCCCCGGUCUGCAUGGGGAUGCGUCCGGAAGUCUAUAUCUUGACGAUGGAGAAUCGUUAGAGCAGGAAUGUGCCACGGAGAUCAAUUUUGACUAUAACAACGGGAAAUAGAUCGUGAGUGGCAAGUUCGGGGUUAAUAUUGGAGACACCCUCAGAGUCAAAACAAUUACGCUGUUGGGAGUGGAGAGGCGCCUAGAAUUAUGGUCUACCGAAGGAGAAUACUUUGAGGCCGAUAGGAAGUUUGUCUUGAAUGUUGGACUGCCGUUGUCGCGGGCGAGUAAUAUAACAGUGGUUAAAGAAGGAUCCUGGCAGGUGGACCCGGACUUCUGAUUCCUGCGUGAUUGGGUGGACACUCCACCUAAUGUGUUCAUUCCACGGUUCCCAGUAAUAUAAGCUACUUGUUCAAUAGUAGAUUGUUUCUCUUCUAGAUAGCUCUUUGUGGAAAAAGAGAAUGCAGCUGCUAGGCACUCUCUACGGAAGAGCGUAAUGAUACCAACCCA
This is a messenger RNA of Coccidioides immitis RS, 1379 nucleotides long. Its product is annotated as alpha-glucosidase. NCBI's taxonomy places the organism in Eukaryota, Fungi, Ascomycota, Eurotiomycetes, Onygenales, Onygenaceae. The record is from RefSeq and is a predicted model, not a curated record. Gene Ontology annotation, biological process: carbohydrate metabolic process. The coding region runs from base 316 to 990 and encodes 224 amino acids. The transcript has 2 exons. Gene Ontology annotation, molecular function: hydrolase activity, hydrolyzing O-glycosyl compounds.